Messenger RNA from Strongylocentrotus purpuratus (purple sea urchin), 3291 nucleotides. RefSeq names its product delta-like protein B. Lineage: Eukaryota; Metazoa; Echinodermata; Echinoidea; Camarodonta; Strongylocentrotidae. The record is from RefSeq and is a predicted model, not a curated record. Gene Ontology annotation, molecular function: Notch binding; calcium ion binding. The transcript has 10 exons. Gene Ontology annotation, cellular component: membrane. Gene Ontology annotation, biological process: Notch signaling pathway; cell communication. The coding region runs from base 6 to 1586 and encodes 526 amino acids.
ACGAUAUGACCGAUUGUGCUUAUGGCAACUUUCAAACGGACCGCCUCUAUGACAACAAUGAUGAUUUCAGCUUCCCGUCAACUCUAGCCGACGAUCUAGUCAACCCAAUUGUAUUGACUAUCAAUUCAUGGUCGACUGGAAUCAGGUCCAAGAUUGAGGUUUGGGAUCACGAUUCAUUUAAUGCAGACGACAAAAUAGAUUAUUACGGCUACAAUUACAACUAUAUCCCCAAUCGAACAUCAGCUUUGGCAACAGAACACAUCGUGUCACUGCAUGGAGCAGGAACAUCUCUAACGAGGGUUGCACUGAAGAUUUACUGCGAUCUGCAUUACUACGGAACGUCUUCAGGCUGUAGCACAUAUUGCUUAGCGAGAGACAACAGUGAAGGCCACUAUAAUUGUGAUGGUAUUACAGGAGCUAGGGUUUGUCACUCAGGAUGGCAAGGAUCCUAUUGCAAUAUUGAGAUCAAUGAAUGUGAUUCAGAUCCUUGUCAGUUCAACGCAGUCUGUACAGAUCUCUUGGCUGAUUAUAGCUGUAACUGCCCAUCUGGUACACGAGGUAAGAACUGCGACGACAUAGACGAGUGUUCUUCAGACCCCUGUGAACACGGAGGCACGUGCGAGAAUAAACUCAACCUUUAUCGAUGUGAUUGUCCAAGAGAGUAUAGCGGUGCCAACUGUGAUUUCGAGAUCGAGUUCUGUAACUCUAACCCCUGUCUCAAUGGUGCAACAUGCCUGGGUGAAAAUAACAUUGGCGUUCUGGAGUGUGUCUGCGCUCCAGGUUACACCGGUGGUUUCUGUGGUGCAGAUAUCGAUGAAUGUAUCGGAGUGGACUGUCUGAAUAAUGGCACUUGUCAAGAUGGCGUUAAUGAAUUUACGUGUAAUUGCACAGAGGGGUAUGGAGGAACCAACUGUGAACUACCACAUCAGACGGGAACAGGUCAGAUCCAUGGCAGGGUGAAAGUGUCUUUCAGAUUGGUAGACUUCGAAAACACCGGUCACAUAGAACUUGACGGGGGAUGUUGCGACUCCAGCAUUUUCGGAUGUGGUAGUAGUUGCGACAACAGAUUCAAUCUCUGCUUCGAUGUCUACAGAGGGAAUAACGAUAUGACCGAUUGCGCUCAUGGUAACUUUCAAACGAACCACAUCUAUGACAACAAUGAUGAUUUCAGCUUCCCGUCAAUUCUAGCCAGCAAUCUAGUCAACCCAAUUGUAUUGACCAUCAAUUCAUGGUCGACUGGAUUCAGGUCCAAGAUUGAGGUUUGGGAUUUUGAUCCAUAUAAUGCAGACGACAAGAUAGAUUAUUACGGCUACGAUUACAACUAUAUCCCCGAUCAAACAUCAGCUUUAGCAACAGAACACAACGUGACACUGAAUGGCGCAGGAACAUCUCUAACGACUGUGGCAGUGAAGGUCUACUGCGAUGAGCAUUACUACGGAACGUCUUCAGGAUGUAGCACAUAUUGUUUAGCGAGGGACAGCAGUGAAGGCCACUAUGAUUGUAAUGAUAUUACAGGAGCUAGGGUUUGUCACUCAGGAUGGCAAGGAUCUUACUGCAAUCUAGCAAGCCAUGAUUUGAACAUAUAAUCAGUUACUAAACAUGUGAUGGAAAUAGUACUUGAAGCAGUCGAGCCCUUACAAUCACGUGAUACUAAUAUUAUAACGACUUUCAUGAUUGCUUGUAUUAAAGAAUUAUGUUUACGAAUUGAAUUCUGGUUCAGAAUUUUGAUUUAGGGAGUCUUUGGGAGGCCAAAGUAUGUGUAUAGACAUCGAUAUUGUAAUGAUAAACUAUGUGAAGUACUAUUCUUUUAAAAAUCAUAAACAAUAAUUGUCUUCGCAUUUUCUAAGUGGAGUCCAGUUUGAUCAAAAGGGGUCAAAAUAAAAACGUAAAUGCAUUACAAAUUUGAAGUCUGUAGAUUUAUAACAAAUUGCGAGCGUCAUCCAAUCAUCAUCAUAGUGAUCGUAACGAUUUUGUCAUUCCAACAUGCAACUGUAAUUAUACGUCAUCUACGAAUACAACGAUUUUAUAACUGGAAAACAUUCAGUGCAUUAUAAUGCUACUUUCUAAAGGCAUCAAGAACCUACUUCAAUACAGCUUGCUUACAUAACCUGGCUAUGAUUAAUUCUCGAUAAUCAUAUUAAAUAUCUUUUUCUCCCUUGAUUUCGCUUCAAACAAUUAUCUUUUGUCUUUAUCGUAUUUCCUUCAUGGUUUGCAGAAUCUUUCUCAUUAUAUAAAACUGUUACUUUUAUUUCUCUUUGUCUUUAUUAAUGAAUCUUCAUUUAAAAGGUAAUCUUGGGUUCUGGUAAUGAUGGAUAUAAAAUAUUGUAGAAUCAAAGCAAACUUUAACUGAAUGUUCGAUGAUAACAAAUAUGAUAUCUUGUAUUAUCUGCUGUAUGAAUUCGAUAUAAAAAUGUAUAAUAACUGAGUAAUGAGCAAAGAAAAGAAAGAAAAGAAAGUCGAAAAGGUUUUCUCGAUUGCGUGUCAGGCAAUAGAACACAUAGUUUAAGUAAGUAUGAUUUUCAGCAAUUUCUCGUUCGUUUGUUUACAUUUCUCUGUUCUAAUGGAAAACAACACUACGAAUCCAUACCCCGAAAACAAACCACAAACAAUCUACUACUUACAAUUCUUUCUGCAUGAAGAACAUUUAUAUUUGUUUCAAGCCAAUUUUUCUCGAAAUGUACACUCGUCACCAGAACUCAGAAGAGGCUUAGAUGUUGUUCUAUAUUCAGUAAUUAUGGUUCCUAUUACUUUUAUAUUGAAAAUAGAUUAUGGAAUUACUUGGCUUUCAUUUAUAUAAGGAGAAAUGCAUUCAUUAUCUUGGGUUUUAUUUUCUCUUAUGUUAAAAAUGUUGAUAUAAAUGCUGUUAGCCGAUGUAAUAGAAUAUGAAUUCAGUAUGUGUAAGAAAAUGAAGACUUAUAUGCAGUAUAUCUCGCAAUUUGAAUAUUAUUUCCUUCGUUGCACCAUUCUGUCUUUUAGAGGCCGAUGUAAAAAAAAAGAUAGAUAAUCGAAACAACGUUAAGCAAUCAAGAAGGAUAAUGUCGUCAAUCUUCAAUUAAUAAAUACAAAAAGGAACAUUCAAUCAUCUUCUUUCGCAGUAGAGUUUGUAUAACAGUAACAGCAAACGCUAAACUUACAUUUUUUUGAGGGAUGUCUUUGAUAAAUACAAGAACACAAAAGAUAUUUCCUUUGUAAAAUAUAUUUCCUCAUUAAAUAUUGCAGACACGGAAACAAUGUAACUUCAUACAAUAUAAGUUUUGAGACUUAUAAAAUAAAACCAACAACAGCAAUGAA